AAGACGUAAGGAAUUUGUUGAACUAUAACAGGGAGACAUGACACUCCCUGAAUAUCGUCAGAAGUUUACCAAACUCGCAAAGUUUGCACCAACCUUAGUAAAUACCCCAACCGAUCGCAUUGAGGAGUUCAGGAAGAAACUUCGACCUGACCUCAGGUCACGUGUAUCUGUUCUAACCACUGUGGAUUUCGCGGUGGCCUACGAUCUCAUUGCCAGGGCAGACAUCGACUUGAGUGCUUGCAUUGAGUAUCUGAAGACAAAUAAUGUCAGCUCAAGCCCUCACCGUCCCACCGGCUCUGCCUCAAGAGGGAAAAGGCCCUUUCAAGAACCUAGCAAUUCACAUUUCUCUAAAAAGGGAAAAUCUGUACAAACUCAGUCGAUGGCAUCCGUUGAUAAGUCCAAAAAGCGGAGGUAUCCAGCUUGCGAGCACUGUGGAAGGAAUCACCCUGGAGAAUGCUGGCUUAAGCAAGGGUUGUGUCUCGGCUGUGGAAAACCAGGACACUUUAGAAAGGAGUGCCCUACAAACCCCGGAGAACCGUAUCCACCUGCCCCUGUUGUUAGUCAAGCAGCAUCGGCACGACCUGCACCAAGUCAACGCUCAACAGCGGGGUCUAAUCCAGCCAAGAAUCAGAACCAACAACAAGGACAAGCUCCUGCUCGUACAUAUGCAAUGAAAGCACGAAUUGAGGAGAACCCUGACGUCAUCCAGGGUAGGCAGAACGAGUAGUUGACAUGUUCCUGGCAGCAGAAGGAGCGAGGCGAUCGUGGUGGAUUUAUGAUUUAAAAUGAUUAAAUUAAAUUGUUAUGA
Cuscuta campestris is the source of this 808-nucleotide messenger RNA. The record is from the annotation of a GenBank genome assembly. NCBI's taxonomy places the organism in Eukaryota, Viridiplantae, Streptophyta, Magnoliopsida, Solanales, Convolvulaceae.